Messenger RNA from Mollisia scopiformis, 1812 nucleotides. RefSeq names its product amidase signature enzyme. NCBI's taxonomy places the organism in Eukaryota, Fungi, Ascomycota, Leotiomycetes, Helotiales, Mollisiaceae. The record is from RefSeq and is a predicted model, not a curated record. Bases 126 to 1562 code for a protein of 478 amino acids. The transcript has 11 exons.
GCUGGUGGCGAGCGUGCUCUGUGGAUGUGGAGUGACAGAAGAUGCUUUUGUUGAAAGAAUAAACAAGUAGUGCUAUCAAUGAGCAAUAUCUAUUGCCGGGAAGCUCUUUCGAAUCCGGAAUCGAUAUGGCAUACUGGAUCUCUACUCAUAACCCGUACUUACGCGCCGUCAUUCAGCUGGCGCCGGAAGCUCUACUGCUGGACACGGCUCGAAAACUCGACGAGGAAAGGACGUCGCACGGAAGUAGAGGUCCUCUCCACGGCAUUCCCAUACUUGUCAAAGAUAACAUUGCAACGCAUCCGGAUCUUGGAGUCGCUUCAACUACGGGAGGAUGUUACGGGCUUGUAGGCUCACGCGUAUCUUCCAGCGCACCGGCGGUAGACCGACUCGUGAAAGCAGGGGCAAUCAUCUUGGGGAAGGCCAAUUUAUCCGAGCUUGGCUGGUUUAAAGGCGACGGCAUCCCUAGUGGGUGGUCUGCACUCGGUGGACAGACCCAGUCACCAUAUGUGAAAGGUGGCGUUAGGCCAGACGAUACAUUUUCCGGACACAGCAACCCUGGUGGAUCUUCUUCCGGGUCUGCUGUCUCUGUUGCUGCCGGUUUAGUUACAGUUUCCAUUGGGACGGAGACUGAUGGCUCGAUUGUUUUUCUGGGAACUCGAGCAGGACUAUUCCGCCUCAAGCCAACCAUUGGACUCGUAUCUCAAGACGGCGUCAUCCCAAUAUCAAAGCUUUCCGAUGCCAUUGGCCCUCUAGCCAAAAGUCCCCGAGACGUUGCGAUCAUGCUUGACGCAAUUGUUGACCCGUCUACAACCACAAUUCCGCAAGGCGGCUAUGUUUCUCAACUCUCUUCGGAAUUGGAAGGUCUCAAGGUUGGUGCCGUGGACGUAGAGCCAUGGCUACUAUCUUCUUUCUUGAUCAAACCAGUGGAGAGUGCUACACGCCAAGAGAUUGACGACAUCGAACGCGCGUACAAAGUUCUGGGAGAGAAGUUGGGUGCGUCGUUUCACGAGAACAUCGAUCUUGUCUCAGCAAAGUCUGUGGGAGAAGAUGCAGAUGGGAUUGAUCAUUUUGGGGACCUCACAUACGCUGACUUCCGACCUCUGAUGAAUGAGUAUCUUGAGGGCCUUGAAGAGUCUCCUAUCCGUUCGUUGAAAGACAUGAUUGAGUUCAAUGAGGCGCACGCCGAUAAGGAACUCCCACCGGACCAUCCACAGCAAAACAGACUCGUCCGGGCUCAAGCAUUUCACUCGGAUCCUGUGAGAUACGAACAAUCGCUGAACUACAUCAGACGGAUGAGCAGGGCGGAGGGUAUUGAUAAGGCACUCUCCCAAUAUGACAUUGAUGUUAUCAUUGGACCUGCUGAUAGCUUUCUGUCCACGCUAGCAGCGGCAGCUGGCUACCCUCUAGCGGUCUUUCCUUUGGGACAGAUGAAAUUCAAUGGACGCCCAUUCGGUCUGGUAGCAUUGACUAGAGCACACGGGGAAGACAAACUACUGCGAUUCAUGAGCGCAUGGGAGAAGACGUUUCCAAGGCGUCCUGUGCCCGACUUAAGUCGUUUGUGACCGCUUGGUAAGAUCUAAAAUUGCUGGGUGGACUUCAGAUCAAUGGGUCAUUUGUAUCACUUUCUCACAAGUGAAAUGUCCUCAACAGAGAGAGUCCCGGUUGCAUGAACGGCCGCUUUUUGAACCGUCUUUUUACUGAGCUCAUUAAAAUUACUUCGAUACUCGGACUUUUAGAUUGCAAUAAACACGAGCCAUAAGCAUGAGCCAUAGACACAGCUGUAUGCAUGUUCAUCUAAUCAUUGAAUAGGAU